Molossus molossus (Pallas's mastiff bat) is the source of this 1653-nucleotide messenger RNA. RefSeq names its product cytidine/uridine monophosphate kinase 2 (gene CMPK2). The coding region runs from base 1 to 1362 and encodes 453 amino acids. NCBI's taxonomy places the organism in Eukaryota, Metazoa, Chordata, Mammalia, Chiroptera, Molossidae. Gene Ontology annotation, molecular function: dTMP kinase activity. The record is from RefSeq and is a predicted model, not a curated record. Gene Ontology annotation, cellular component: mitochondrion; cytoplasm. Gene Ontology annotation, biological process: dUDP biosynthetic process; dTDP biosynthetic process; dTTP biosynthetic process. The transcript is spliced from 5 exons.
AUGGCCUUCGCCCGCCGCGCCGGCGCCAGGCUGCUCGCGCUCCUGCCCCGGCCGCGGAGCAGGGCCUGCGCUGGGACCAUGGCACAGCCGCGCUGCUUCGCGCUCGAGCUCCCCGGCUGCGCCCUGGCGCACUUCGCCGUGGGCACCGCCGCCGAGGGCACCGCCGCCCCGGGCGCGCUCCCCGACCCCCGCGCCGCCGCGCUCCUGGGCCCCCCGGGCCGCAGCUACUCCCUGUGCGUGCCGGUGGCGCCCGGCAGGGACUGCGCGGCGCGGGUGCGGGCGGCCCGGCUGCACCAGCGCCUCUUGCAACAGCUGCGCCGCGGACCCCUUAAGCGAUGCCAGCUGCGCCGGCUGCUGUGCUACUGCCCGAGCGGCGGGGUGGGGGGCCUGCAGCAAGGCGUCCUGCUCCACGACCCCUGCGACAGCCCGGACACCAGGCGCGCGCUCCUCGCCCUGCUGGACUCUUAUGUGGAGGCCCCACGCCCGUGCCUGGGCGAGUUCAUGGGCGACCCGCGCCACCAGCUGUGGCAGCGCCCGUGGGAGCUGCGAGACGGCCAGGGGUGGCGUCAAGUGGACCCCGAGCCCGUCGUGUCCGCCCCGGAGCCCACACUGCACCCGGUGGUACCCGACCUGCCCAGCUCCGGGGUCUUCCCCCACCGGGAAGCUGCUCGGGCCGUUUUGGAGGCGUGCACGCCCUUCAUACCCGAAGCCCGAGCCAUGCUUGACCUGGUCAGCCAGUGCCCUGCACAGGUCCAGAAAGGCAAAUUCCCGGUCAUUGUCAUUGAAGGACUGGAUGCCACAGGUAAAACCACGGUGACCCAGGCAGUUUCGGAUGCGCUCAAGGCCGUUCUCUUAAAGUCGCCGCCUGCCAGCAUCAGCCAGUGGCGGAAAGUCUUCGAUGACGAACCAACCAUCAUAAGAAGAGCUUUUUACUCUUUGGGCAACUACAUCGUGGCUUCCGAAAUAGCCAAAGCAUCCGUCACAUCCCCGGUGGUUGUUGACAGGUACUGGCACAGCACGGCCACGUAUGCCAUCGCCACCGAGGUGAGUGGGACUGUCCACCACCUGCCGCCGGCCCAUCACCCUAUAUACCAGUGGCCGAAGGACCUGCUCAAACCUGACCUGGUCCUGCUGCUGACCGUGAGCCCUGAAGAGAGACUGAACAGGAUCCAGGGCCGGGGCCUGGAGAGGACCAGAGAGGAGACUGAGCUGGAGGCCAACAGCAUCUUUCGUCAAAAGGUGGAAGUGUCCUACCAGCGGAUGGAGAGCCCUGGCUGCCGCGUGGUGGACGCCAGCCCCUGCAGGGAGACGGUCCUCCAGACCGUCCUGAGCCUGAUCCAAAGCCACUGCAAGCAGUCAUAGUCACUCGGCCGGGACACGUCCACUCCACGUGAAGUUUGCUGUGUCCCAGCCCACGCCGGCUCAUGACGUCUCCCGACUUCUGUUGUAAGCGUGUCGUGUGGCGGGAAACGGGACCAGGCGUUUUACCUCCGUUACUGUGCUUGACUCCGACCGGCGGACCCACCGGGGUUGACUGGUCACCAUCCGGAGGGAAUUCGGAGAUUGCUUUCCUCCACGGACGGACAGCACUUUUCCUUGGAGUGCAUAUUUUUAAAUUUUAUUUUCUUUCUUUAAUUUUAGAGAGAGAGGAAG